Molecule: messenger RNA, 309 nt
Organism: Microthlaspi erraticum
Lineage: Eukaryota; Viridiplantae; Streptophyta; Magnoliopsida; Brassicales; Brassicaceae
Source: the annotation of a GenBank genome assembly
AUGGAGUCUCUGCUGACUACCUUGAAGUGCAAGCUCUUUUCAUUCUCUCUUGGCGACAAAGCUUCAAGAUGGUUGAAGUCUCUGCCAGCUCACUCCAUUACCACUUGGGAUGAGUACAAGGCUGCAUUCAUCAACCACUUCUACACCAAACAGAGAUCAAUUUCUGUAAGGAACAAGAUCUCCAACUUUCGCCAAGCCAACAAUGAAUCUUUCUAUGAGGCGCUAGACGAUUCAAGGAGUACAUUAGGGACUGCCCUAAUCAUGGUUUCAAUGAGGGAAACCUAUGGAACAUCUUCUAUCGUGGCAUAG